Hyaena hyaena (striped hyena) is the source of this 624-nucleotide messenger RNA. Its product is annotated as major allergen Can f 1-like. The record is from RefSeq and is a predicted model, not a curated record. NCBI's taxonomy places the organism in Eukaryota, Metazoa, Chordata, Mammalia, Carnivora, Hyaenidae. The transcript is spliced from 7 exons. The coding region runs from base 1 to 537 and encodes 178 amino acids. Gene Ontology annotation, molecular function: small molecule binding.
AUGAAGGCCCUGCUCCUGACCAUCGGCCUCGGCCUCGUCGCCAUCCUUCAGGCCCAGGACCCCCCAGCUUCGGGCAAAGACACCCCGGAUGUGUCAGGAAAGUGGUACCUGAAGGCCAUGACCGCAGACAAAGACAUCCCCGUGAAGCCGGAGUCGGUGACCCCCAUGACCCUCACCGUCCUGGACGGGGGCAACCUGAAAGCCGAGAUCACCUUUCUGACAGACGGUCAGUGCACGGACCUGCAGCUGAGCCUGGAGAAAACCUCCGAACCCGGCAAAUACACGGCCUACGGGGGCAAGCGUGUCGUGUACAUCCGGAAGGCGCCGGUGGAGGAACACUACAUUCUCUACUGUGAGGGCGAGCUACACGGCAAGCAGAUCCGGAUGGCGAAGCUCGUGGGAAGAGACCCUGGGAACAACGAGGAGGCCUUGGAGAAUUUUCAGGAGUUCUCAAGAGCCAAGGGAUUGGACCAGAUCUUCGUCCCCAAACAAAGCGACACCUGCUCCCCCGGAGGAGAUCAGGGGCCGCAGGCGUGAGGACCGGCUCCACAGCAGCCCCGGGGCGGCACCACCAGGACCCUCUGUCCUGCGGGACGUGGAAGGAGCCCCCCCGCCCUCCUCGCC